AUGGGCUUCCAAAAUUUGUGGUUCUCUCACCCACGCAAGUUCGGACCAGGAUCCCGCUCCUGCCGCGUCUGCGCUGGACACCACGGACUCAUCCGCAAGUACGGCCUCGACCUCUGCCGUCGAUGCUUCCGCGAGCAGGCCAAGGACAUCGGAUUCAAGAAGGUAAAUUUGAAAGAUGGAAAUCUUGCGAAUUCUCGAAGAAUCACAUCACAACCGAAGAUUUCACUACCCGUAUGCAAGUGUCCAUUACGCGGAGGCUUGUGCCUCAUGACGUUUAGUUUAGCUUGCGAGAUGAAACUGACAUCUCGAAGACAGGCGCAUCGUUCUUGUAGAGCUCCUGUUCAAGAUUGGCAGACAAUCCCUAGUAUCCCCAUCUAA
Molecule: messenger RNA, 378 nt
Organism: Caenorhabditis remanei
Lineage: Eukaryota; Metazoa; Nematoda; Chromadorea; Rhabditida; Rhabditidae
Exons: 2
Coding region: 1-378 (125 amino acids)
Biological process (GO): translation
Cellular component (GO): cytosolic small ribosomal subunit; ribosome
Molecular function (GO): structural constituent of ribosome; zinc ion binding; RNA binding
Source: RefSeq, a predicted model, not a curated record